CUCACAAUAGUUUCGCUUCACGACCUCCCCUCUCUCUCGCUCUCUGACCCAUCUCCGGCGCCGGCGCCCAUCUCCAGCGGCGAAGGUGACUAUCUCCGGUGGCGGUGAUUCUACAUUCAUGUGCUGCCCCUUUCUUCUCCAGUUUAUUCGAUUUCAUUUCUGGAUUUGCGAUUCUGCAUCUGGAAUUUAGGAGACGAAAGGGAACCCAGCUGAAAUUAACAAGUCUGGCAUCUGGGUUUUAAUUUUUACAGAUCUGUAUUGGACUAUUUCUGGGUUUUGGGCUUUUACAACCUUCAAUCAGGCGUUAUUUGCUAACCGAGAGAGCUAUCCGCCACUAUUUUCUUUGCUUUCUUCUUCCUGCGGCUACCAAAUUCAUAGAGAAGAAGACCACACAGCGGCUUAAACCCUGAACCUAAACCCUGUGAACUGUGGAGACUGGGGAGGUGAAGAAAAACUGCCAUUACCAAUGCUGAUUACUCGAAAGGUAUCUGCUUUGAUGUUGAAGCCGCUUCUUUCUCUCCAUUUCGCUUCCCGUUCUGUGAGUUCGCACUAUUUUUCACGUUUUUGCUUAAACCCUCGAAUUCUUCACCCAGCUUCUUCCAGCCUUCCAUUUCUGCCGUCGCGUUGUUUCUCCCACUCUUUGUCAUCGAAACCCACACCUCCAAAAUCUUCGCUUCUCUCCCGUGAUGGCAACUACGACGAAGCCGCUUCCCGAUUCUUCCUCGUCUGCCCUGGCUGUGGAGUUCACAUGCAAGACACCAAUCCCAACCAUCCUGGCUUCUUCGUCCAACCCUCGAGAAAAGAUUCCAAUUACCGAUUGCUUACUCAUCUCGUGCCCGUUGAUCAUGAGUCUGAAUGCUCCGAUUCCCUGAAGAGAGGCCUCGUAAUCGAGUCUGGGAAUCAGAAAACUGAAGAGAAUGUGAUCAAGAAAGCCCAAAUUCCCGUUGUAUGCUCGCGGUGCCACUCCUUGAGGUUUUAUGGGAAGGUGAAGGAUCCUACAGUAGAGAAUUUGUUGCCGGAUUUCGAUUUCGAUCAUACUAUCGGUAGGAGGCUGGUGUCGACUACGGGACCUCGAUCUGUCGUGUUGAUGGUCGUUGAUGCUGCAGAUUUUGAUGGGUCAUUUCCAAAGAAGGUGGCGGAUUUGGUGUCGGAGACAAUUGAGGAGAAUUCAGCUGCCUGGAAACAGGGGAAAUCAGGGAAUGUGCCUAGAGUGGUGCUUGUGGUGACAAAAAUAGAUCUGCUGCCUCCCUCGUUAUCACCAACGAGAUUUGAGCACUGGGUGAGGCAGAGAGCGAGGGAAGGAGGAAUGAACAAGAUAACAAGCUUGCACAUGGUAAGCGCCGUUAGAGAUUGGGGAUUGAAAAAUUUGGUGGAGGAUGUUGUUAGUUUGGUUGGGCCAAGAGGAAAUGUGUGGGCAAUUGGAGCACAAAAUGCUGGGAAAAGCACGCUGAUUAAUUCAAUAGGAAUGCACGUUGGUGGGAAGAUCACUCAAUUGACUGAAGCAGCAGUGCCUGGAACAACUUUGGGGAUAAUCAGAGUGGAGGGCAUUCUUCCGGGUCAAGCCAAGUUGUUCGAUACGCCUGGGCUUUUGAAUCCGCACCAGAUUACCACGAGAUUGACCAGGGAAGAGCAGAAACUUGUUCACAUUAACAAGGAAUUGAAGCCGAGGACUUACAGGAUAAAGGCUGGUCAUACAGUUCAUGUCGCUGGUCUCAUGAGACUAGAUGUGGAAGAAACAACUGUAGAUUCAAUUUAUGUUACCGUGUGGGCAUCUCCUUAUCUACCAUUACACAUGGGGAAAACAGAAAAUGCAAGCAAGAUACAAGAGGACCAUUUUGGCAAUCAGUUACAGCCACCUAUAGGCAAAGAUCGAGUUGUGGAGCUUGGAAAAUGGGUGAGAAGGGAAUUUCGUGUUUGUUGUAGUAGUUGGGAUUCAAGUUGUGUAGACGCCGCUGUUGCUGGCCUCGGGUGGUUUGCUAUUGGACUUAAAGGAGAAGCAGUCUUAGGACUAUGGACUUACGAGGGAGUCGAAGUUGUUCUUAGAAGUUCUGUCAUCCCUUACAGAUCAAACUUCUUUGAAGAUGCUGGAUUUACAGUCUCAAAAAUUGUCUCCAAGGCUGAUCAGGCUGCAAACAAACCACUUGAUCGAAGUGAAAAGAAGGGGAAAAAGGGUGACCCUAAAGUUUGCGUUGGAUGAAAUGAUUCUACCUUAAAUUUGUAGCAUUGUACAGAAAGUUAUCUACAUCAAUGUGGAAUUCAUGCUGAAGAAUACAAGGCAGGCAUUGCCUCUUCAAGACUUAUGCGUGGAGAUAGAGUUUUUUAAGGCUUUCGAACUUCGAUGACACAAAUCAAUAGUUCGAAUCUUAGUGAAGCUAAGGCUUGAACAAGAGCUAUGAGGAUGUAUAAACUAUAAUUCUGUUAAGAUGAUCACUCGGCCCGCUAAACACAAGUUACUUCAUCAGAGGAUACUUAAUACACUGCGUCAUUUAUAAGGA
Messenger RNA from Momordica charantia (bitter melon), 2495 nucleotides. Its product is annotated as GTP-binding protein BRASSINAZOLE INSENSITIVE PALE GREEN 2, chloroplastic. The record is from RefSeq and is a predicted model, not a curated record. Gene Ontology annotation, molecular function: GTP binding. Gene Ontology annotation, cellular component: mitochondrion. NCBI's taxonomy places the organism in Eukaryota, Viridiplantae, Streptophyta, Magnoliopsida, Cucurbitales, Cucurbitaceae.